Microtus oregoni (creeping vole) is the source of this 675-nucleotide messenger RNA. Its product is annotated as spindlin-2-like. Gene Ontology annotation, biological process: regulation of DNA-templated transcription; gamete generation. The record is from RefSeq and is a predicted model, not a curated record. The transcript is spliced from 3 exons. The annotation marks the transcript as partial. NCBI's taxonomy places the organism in Eukaryota, Metazoa, Chordata, Mammalia, Rodentia, Cricetidae. Gene Ontology annotation, cellular component: nucleoplasm; cytosol.
GUUGGCCGCCGAAUUUCUCAUGGCUGGAAGGAAGCCAAUGAACCAGUCACCCAGUGGAAAGCCAUCAUUCUAGAUCAACUGCCAACAUAUCCCUCUCUCUAUUUGUUGAAAUAUGAUGGGAUUGAUUGUGUCUAUGGCUUGGAGCUUCACAGCGAUGAAAGGAUUUUAAACCUUAAGAUCCUGACUAAUAAUGUGCCAUUUCCUCAGGUGACAGACACUCAUCUGUCAAACACCAUAGUUGGCAGAGCAGUGAAACAUACAUUCACGGGCACAAAUGGCUCUAAGGAAGACUGGAAUGGGAUGGUCCUAGAGGAGGUGCCAAUCAUGAAGACCUGGUUCUAUAUUACCUACAAGAAAGAUCCGGUCUUGUAUAUUUACCACCUCCUGGAUGACUACCUUGAAGGCAACCUCCACAUCAUGCCAGGCUCUAAGGAGGAGUGCAGUGUCAUGGUCCCAGAUGAGGUGAUUUUGGCAUUAGGCAGGGAUUCCUUGGCAGGCAAAGGUGUGCAGUACAACAAAAAAGAUGGAACCCAAGAGAUAGGUAAAAUUAUUUGCCAAGUUCCCAACAAAACUUCUGUGUAUUUCAUCAAGAUUAAUAAUGACUUCCAUAUCUAUGUCGACGAUUUGGAUCCCCCAGAGAGCACGUCACCCCAUGAGGGCUGGAAGAAAUUCUAG